GCUAUUUGGUGGCGCUUCAGAGAAACGUAGAGUUGCAGUUCUGCUUUACUAAUCGAGAAAUAAAUAACGGAGAAAUUUCUGCAGGAAACGCGCAAGUAGAUCACAUUAUUUGUAUGAGACUGGUUUAGUGCAGACGCAACCUUUAUGUAGAUCCUAUUAUCUAAAUAUUACAUAUAUAAAUUAUUUGUAUUAAAUAUAGCUACUUUUGAGGAUCAUCCUCCAAAUCUGCAGAUCUCCGUGGACUUUAAGAAAAACCGCUUUUCUUGGAGAAAGUGUAUAAAACCUACUUGAUGACGAAGAGCACAAGUGAACUGACGGACGCAAGAUGGCGGAAUAUCUAGCGUCCAUUUUUGGUACAGAGAAAGACAAGGUAAAUUGCUCUUUCUACUUUAAAAUUGGAGCAUGUCGGCAUGGGGAUCGGUGCUCUAGACUACACAACAAACCAACUUUCAGCCAGACCAUCUUGAUUCAAAACAUCUAUCGCAACCCACAGAACAAUGCUCAGACAGCCGACGCCUCCCGCUGUGCUGUCAGCGAUGUGGAAAUGCAAGAGCAUUACGAUGAAUUUUUCGAAGAAGUCUUCACGGAAAUGGAGGAGAAGUAUGGCGAGGUGGAGGAGAUGAACGUGUGUGAUAACCUAGGAGAUCACUUGGUCGGAAAUGUUUAUGUGAAGUUCCGCCGUGAGGAAGAUGCGGAGAAGGCAGUGAUGGACCUGAACAACCGCUGGUUCAAUAGCCAGCCCAUCCACGCCGAGCUGUCUCCUGUGACCGACUUCAGAGAAGCCUGUUGCAGGCAGUAUGAAAUGGGGGAGUGCACCAGAGGUGGCUUCUGUAACUUCAUGCACCUAAAGCCCAUUUCUCGGGAGCUGAGGAGGGAACUGUAUGGACGGCGAAGGAAAAGGCACCGCUCUCGUUCAAGGUCUCAUGAUCGGCGCUCACGUGAUCGUGGCCGUCGAGGUUGUGAGAGGAGGAGAUCGAGAGACCGUGAGCGUUCUGGAAGGUUCUGAGUCACCCUGGGAACCCUUUUUCUUUGUUUGUUCCCUCAGCGUCACCCCCUACAUGCCAAAUGACCAACAUUUGUUAGAAUCAUUGGGUUUUUGUUGUAAUCUACUUUUACCCAUUUAUUUUUUCUUUGACAGCCUGGUUUCUCAAUAAAAAUGCAUUAUUAAUUACAUA
This is a messenger RNA of Electrophorus electricus (electric eel), 1175 nucleotides long. RefSeq names its product splicing factor U2AF 35 kDa subunit-like. Gene Ontology annotation, molecular function: metal ion binding; RNA binding. Gene Ontology annotation, cellular component: U2AF complex. The record is from RefSeq and is a predicted model, not a curated record. Gene Ontology annotation, biological process: mRNA splicing, via spliceosome. Lineage: Eukaryota; Metazoa; Chordata; Actinopteri; Gymnotiformes; Gymnotidae.